Messenger RNA from Cotesia glomerata, 2201 nucleotides. RefSeq lists its product as uncharacterized. The transcript has 4 exons. The coding region runs from base 656 to 1504 and encodes 282 amino acids. NCBI's taxonomy places the organism in Eukaryota, Metazoa, Arthropoda, Insecta, Hymenoptera, Braconidae. The record is from RefSeq and is a predicted model, not a curated record.
UGAGUAAGUAAUCAAUAUAUGGCACUGCUAUGGUAAACCGACAAACGUGUCAGAUAAGCUGCAAUUCAAUAUCGUGAUUACCACGUGUUAUUGAGGCUAAACAUAGCCAACCACGUGUUACUUAGACCGAAGUGUAAAUCAAAUUCAAAUUAUAGUGACGAUAAUACAGUGAAAUUAUUCCUGCUUUUUACUUAUUUGUGCUUCAUUAUUCAAAAUUCUAUAAUUAUAAAAUAUAUACAUUAAAAUGCCAUCGAAAAAAUCUAACCUCAACAACGCAAGCACCAGAGAGGCACGACGCAAACGUGUUGAAAGAGCUGAUCAGUUGCCAGAACAAGUCGAUACAAGAAAUACAGCUCAAAGAAUUAGGACAGCAGAAGGUCGUGCACAAGAAUCUCAAAAACAGUGUAGCGAACGUCUGCAACAGAAUAUUACGAGAACAAGAGCGGCACGAGAACGAAACAUAGCUACAGUACGAGCACAAGAACGACAAAGGCAACGGAUCAGCCGCUCAUUGAUACGUACAUCAUUCGUUCGUCUUGCUUUUGAAUAUGCACCAGAUAUUAACUACUCUGCGCAUUCAAAAAUUAAUAUCGGUGGAAUGGAUAAAGUAUGUCAAUAUUGUUAGGCGUUGAAAUUUCGAAAUGAAGCUGCCGGUAUGUGCUGCGCAGCAGGAAAAGUCGUGCUGCCACCUCUACCCGCUCCGCCAGAACCUUUAUUAUCCCUUCUUGCUGGGAAUUCAGAUGAUUCAAAAUUAUUUUUGCGUAAGAUACGCAAAUUUAAUUCUUGCUUCCAAAUGACGUCAUUUGGGGCAGCUAAAAUUUGCGAUCUUGCAUCCGAUGGACGUAAUUUUGAAACUACAUUCAAAAUACAAGGCCAGAUGUACCACAAAAUUGGAUCAUUGAUGCCAAUGCCUGAUGAUAAUCCAAAAUUUCUUCAAAUUUAUUUUAUGGGCGAUUGUGAAGAGCGCGUAACUACUCGGUGCCAGUAUAAUUUCAUUAAACAAGCAGAGGAAAGAGCAAUUGUGAUAUUACUGGAAAAUUUUUUAGACGAUCAGAAUCAACUACUUCAAUUAAUCAAAAGAGUUUCGCCACGAUUGCAAAAUGACAACUAUCAAAUCGUCAUAAAAGCCGAUAAAGUACCAAUAGGUGAACAUGCUGGUAGAUUCAACGCUCCAAUUGUUGAUGAGGUUGCUGUUAUCAUGGUUGGUGAUCCAGUUGACAAAAGAUCUAUAAAAAUUACACGGCGAGACAACACUAUCAGUACGAUUUCAGAUCUACACCGUUCAUAUGAUGCACUACAAUAUCCAUUGAUAUUUUGGCAAGGACAGGAUGAAUAUCACCUUAACAUCAAACAGUGUGAUUCUAAUACCGGUGAUUAUGGAAAUAAAAAAGUGAGCUCAAUGAACUACUACGCACACCGAAUAAUGAUUAGACUAAAUCAGGACAACUAUAUCCUUCGAUAUCGUCAGCUAUUCCAUCAAUACAUUGUUUGCCAAAAAUGUUGAUGUUGAUGAAAUUAACUUCCAGAUACAACAGUUGUUAUCAGGCGAUCUGAUAUCUUUUAAAUCAAUCGAUACUGUUGUUGAUGAAAAUGAAAGUGUAAAUUUUCCAACUGAAUUUUUGAAUUCACUAGAUAUACCUGGAAUGCCACCCCACAAUCUUCAAUUAAAGAUUGGUUCCCCGAUUAUUCUCCUACGUAAUUUGAAUCCACCUCAAUUAUGCAACGGUACACGUUUGAUCAUCAAAAAGAUCACCGGAAACAUUCUUGAAGCAACCAUUUUAACUGGGAAGUUUAAAGGAAAAGUGGUCCUGUUGCCACGUAUUCCAAUGAUACCGACAGAUUCUACCAUACCUUUCAAACGGCUACAGUUUCCAAUUCGUUUAGCUUUUGCCAUGUCAAUAAAUAAGUCUCAAGGCCAAACAAUGUCCAUUUGUGGUUUAGAUUUGGAAAAUCCGUGUUUUUCUCAUGGGCAACUAUAUGUUGCAUGUUCACGUGUUGGGAAACCGUCGAAUCUAUUUGUGUUAGCUAAAGACAGGUUAACCAAAAAUAUUGUGCACCGAUUAGUGCUAAAUUAAAUUGAAAUUGAAAGUAUUUAUAAUUUAAAAUAAUAAAUAUUACUGUUAAAGAUUUAAGACUAUCUGCCUUACCUACCUCAUUCAUAAGUUUAAAUGUCAUAUGUUAUUCACUAACAACUUUGUAAU